UUCUCAUCGUUUCUGAGUUCCAGUCCAAUUUUAAACAUUAACUUUAUUGUUAGCUGUCUGGAUUGGAUUGUUAAACGAUCUGUCUAUAGACAACAUUUUAUUGUGAAAAGUUUUUUUUCGAAAAUUGAAUAAAUUUCAAGUAAAACGAUGCUCACUAUAACGGGAUUACCAUCAAAAUUAAUGUCAUCAAAUCGAAUAAAAUUGAUGUUAUUGGCCACACCGGUUCUUAUUGGCUCCGGUUUAUGUCUUUACUACUAUUAUUAUUACAAUAAUGGUGGAAAAUCAAAGAGAAAGAAAAAAGAUGAAACGAAAGAGGUGGUGAGAGAUCCGAUGAAAAUUAGAUUGAUUGAAGCGGUAGAACUUAAAAAUAAAGGCAAUCAAUUAUUCCGUACGAAAAACUAUGAAGAGGCAUUAAAGAUGUAUACCGAAGCAAUACAAUUGUGUCCACCAGACAAGCGUAAAGAAAUGUCCACUUUCUAUCAGAAUAGGGCUGCCUGUCAUGAACACAUGAAACAAUUCCAGCAAGUGAUCCACGAUUCGACCAAAGCCAUCGAAUAUGAUCGAUACUAUGUUAAAGCCUAUCUUCGUCGCGGUAAAGCAUAUGAAAUAAUGGUCAAUUACGAAGAUGCUUGCUAUGAUUAUUACGUUGCAUCUAAUUUAUCACAGUUUCAGAAUUCCGACUACAUGAAUCUCCUUUCCGAAUGUAUGGAAAAAUAUGCUUACAAACGAGCCGAACAGGUGAUGGCCAAACGUAGCGUCUAUACAUUCCAGAAAUAUCUUUUCAAACAUAUUUUGAAUAAAUUUACUCGAGAUCCAUUGAAACAACUAGGAAAAAAAAUAAUGGGCAAUGAUUAUGAUUCAAUCAUUAGCCAAUUGUUGACUAGUGAUGAUGAUCUAAACGAAGAUGAUUCGUUGCUUAAAGGAACAAUCGAACUGUACAUUGGCAAACAUGACGAUGGCCGGAAACGAUUGAUGAGACUGAUAGAUACAAGCGAUCAUGUUGAUUAUAAAGUGAAUGCAUUACUCAAAUUGGCCGAGCAUUCGCUACAGAAUAAUCAACUUGAAAAAACUGAACAUUAUUUGACAGAUGCAGCCGCUUUGGACAAUGAUAACCCUGAUUUGUACUAUGUUCGAUCGCAGCUUCAUAUUGUUCAACGGAAAUAUGAGGAAUCAACUCAAGAUCUAAAACGUGCCAUCGAAUUGGAUCCAUCGUUUGUCGUUGCCAUUGGACAACGAUUGUACAUAAAAUACCAACAAUGUAUCAUGACUAAUAAUUUUAUUGGAAAAGAACAGAUCAUCCAAGAAUUCAAAUCGCAAAUUCAACGUUUUUCAACCUGUAACGAGCUAUUGUUGCUCUAUUUUCAGAUUUUGCUAAGCGAAAACAAAACUAGCGAUGCAUCAACCAUUGUCCAGCAAGCAUUAGAUAAUGAGUCCGAUGAUCCUACACUUUACGUUUAUCGGUCUCUCAUUUGCAUCGAGGAAAAUUCGUUCGAUAAGGCCAAAGAAAACCUGGACCAAGCAUUGGAAUUGGAUUCCAGAUGUAGUUUUGCCUACGAGAUGCUAUCCGAUUUGUUCACCAAGUUGGAAAACUUUCCCCAAGCUAUCGACUAUCUAGAAAGAGCUAUCAAUAGUUCAACAACAUUCGAAGAUGUGAAAAAUCUCAUCGUCAAACAGAAAGCACUUACUAUGCAGCUCCAAUUUCAAUCUAUACAAGGAUAGCGACCACAUUGACUGUAAAUUUAAAGCCAUGUUUAAAUUUAAAUUUAAAUGUAAUGAUGAUUGUAUAUUGUUAAUAAAUGAUCACCCAUAUAUAUGAUCAACUGAUUAAGAA
Dermatophagoides farinae (American house dust mite) is the source of this 1831-nucleotide messenger RNA. It is a transcript of the gene Tom70, whose product is annotated as translocase of outer membrane 70. Gene Ontology annotation, biological process: protein import into mitochondrial matrix; protein insertion into mitochondrial inner membrane. The record is from RefSeq and is a predicted model, not a curated record. Gene Ontology annotation, cellular component: mitochondrial outer membrane. Gene Ontology annotation, molecular function: transmembrane protein transporter activity; protein binding. Lineage: Eukaryota; Metazoa; Arthropoda; Arachnida; Sarcoptiformes; Pyroglyphidae.